Molecule: messenger RNA, 1505 nt
Organism: Pantherophis guttatus
Lineage: Eukaryota; Metazoa; Chordata; Lepidosauria; Squamata; Colubridae
Source: RefSeq, a predicted model, not a curated record
AGUUAGUGAUAAGAAAUGGAAGGCAUGGGAAAGAGAUCCUGGGUCCGAGCUACGAAAUGCCAGCUGCUGGUGACCAGCCUCUUCAUUAUGCUACUUGGAGUAUCAGUUGGCGUACUGGCCAUCAUCACCCACAGUGGGAAACACUUCAUUGUUAUAAAUUCUGCCUCUUCAGAGACAAACUCCUAUUACAGAAAUUUCCAUACUAUUGUUUCCUACAUUGGGAUGUGUCUGAGCAUCAUUCUGGCUAUGGCUGCUUUGAUGAGCAUUGUUGCCACAAUAAAAGAACUGGAAGGUGCUAUGGCAGCUUGUUUCUUCUGUUUUACUAUGGUUUUCUGUGCUUCGGGAAUAGCCACAUAUUGGACUGUCACCAACAGUACUGUGGUGGAAAACGCCAUGAUUGACGUAUAUGACGUUGUUUAUGAAGAUGUGAGAAAUAACAUUUCCAGCACCAGAAGACAGGAGCUAUAUUCCAUUCACAAGAUGUUUCUAUGUUGUGGGAAGAAGUCACCCUUUGGAGAAAGAAACAGCAUAGAAGAUGAAAUGUGUACAUCAGAAAUUCUGGAAAUAAAAGAAGAGGAUUGUCUCCAAGAAAUCAAACACUUCCUGAAAAAACAUAUGGACAUUGUCUCUAUACUGAUGACCAUCACAAUUUUCUUCAUGAUUUAUGGGAUGGUAUUAACUUCGUUCCUUUGGUACUCUAUCCAUUGUAAGAACAAUUUGGAUCGGAAGGGCAAAUAUGUCCUGGCAAAGCUAUCUGAAACUGGCUUCUGACCUGCCCAGAAGGACGACUUUCCAUAGAUACCGCAAAGCAAAACAAAUGAUAUGCUAUUGAUGAGGACCUGCUGAAAUCAGGAGAUAGAGACAAGGUAGACAUGACUUGUGGGGAUGAUCUUGCAAGCAAAGUGAAUAGAUACUAAUGUCAAGUGACACUCUUCAUACAUAUAUUCAUGAUAUAUCAAAAGAUAUUACAUAACAAAUAGCUGAAGUUAUGAAAACAAGUGAGCAGUUUGAUUUGCAGCUGAAUGAAACAAGCGAUGGGAGUUACAUUAUUAAUUCAAAACUAAAUUAGGCCAAAAAAAAAAGCUAUGUGUAUGUCCUUUCUGCUACUCUGUAUAAAAGCAAUCUCUAUCUCUGGAAUGAAAAUUAACAAUUGCAUUCAAGCAGAAAUCAUCUUUUUGUUCACUAAACAGCUUUAGUGAACAAAGUUUCUUUUUAAGCAAGGUCAAAAUAAAAACAGUGUUUCGCAUAUUUUUGCCCAGGAAGAAAAAGACCAGGAGUCGUGAAAAGGAACAGUCUAAGAGGUGUUUACUUUAUACAACUGGUUCCAGUCUUUCACUACUAUUGUUUUCAAUGGGUUGUGUCUGCUCCUCUGUUAAAAGCAGACCUUUUCCUCUUUGCUGCAGUAGAGUCCAAGGCAAAAGCUGGUUAUUGGUGAUUUCUCCCCUCCUCCAGUCCACUAUGUUUCAGAUACAAGGAAUUUCAGGGGAAUUUCCCCAAAAUCCACC